UGGACCUAACUUAACGAAAGGGCGAGAGGGAGGAAGUGGCAGUAGUGUCAGCGAGGCGAUACGGGCCGAGUGGACGCGAAGGAAGUGUGAAGCGGACGACUUAGAAUACAAAGGGACAUGUAUAAUGGUUGCCCAUCACUCAAGGGGCACAUGAUGUCUUUGCCUUUUUAUCAGAAGCUCCACGAGCACUAUGAUCGAAGCUACCACAGCAAGGACCUCCACACCACCACAAGCCAGUACCAGCAGGAGAAGAAGCGCUCUGCCAUCUACACCCAUGGCUCCGCAGCCUACAGCAGCCGCUCCUCGGCCGCCCACCGCCAGGAAUCACAGGCCCUCAGCCAGGCUUCCGCCUCCUCCUCCUACCAGCAGCAGGGUUCUCAGGCCUACAGUCUGAGAGCCACAGAGUACUCCCUCGGCUCUGGAGUCGGUCAGAAGGCGGCUGCAGCCUACGAUUAUGGAUACUCCCACGGAUUUACAGAUUCCAGUCUGCUGCUAGAAGAUUAUUCAUCCAAGUUGAGUUCCAAAGCAAAUAGAGCCAAAAAGAGCCUUCUUUCUGGAGAGGAGAAGGAGAAUCUACCCAGCGACUACAUGGUGCCCAUUUUCUCAGGACGCCAAGUGCAUGUCAGUGGAAUUACAGAUACGGAGGAAGAAAGAAUUAAAGAAGCUGCUGCAUAUAUAGCCCAGAGGAAACUUCUUGCUAGCGAAGAAGGAAUCACGACAGCAAAACAGUCAACCGCAUCCAAACAGUCCAUGGUAUCCAAACAGUCCACAUCCACUCUUCAACAGGAGAAAGCUGUUGAGAAGAAGUCAAGGAAAGUUGCAAUUCGAGAAAAGGCAGAACACCUGUCGCUGAGAAAAACAUUAGAAGAAACCGAGGCAUAUCAUAAAAAGUUGAAUGAAGAUAGUCUUCUUCAUGCUCCUGAGUUCAACAUUAAACCUCGUUCGCACACUGUGUGGGAGAAAGAGAGUGUCAAACUGCACUGCUCCGUAUCAGGCUGGCCAGAACCUCGUCUCACAUGGUAUAAAAACCAGGUUCCCAUAAAUGUCCAUGCAAAUCCUGGAAAGUAUAUUAUUGAAAGCCGAUAUGGAAUGCACACUCUGCAGAUUAAUGCAUGUGACUUUGAAGACACAGCUCAGUACCGGGCCUCUGCAAUGAAUGUUAAAGGAGAGCUUUCAGCGUAUGCAUCCGUUGUCGUAAAGAGGUAUAAAGGAGAGUUUGAUGACACUUGUUUCCAUGCCAGGGUUUCCACCCUGCCCCUCAGCUUUGCUGUUACCCCUUAUGGUUAUGCAUCCAAGUUUGAGAUCCACUUUGAUGACAAGUUUGAUGUGUCUUUUGGGAGAGAGGGCGAGACAAUGAGUCUAGGCUGCCGUGUAGUUAUCACUCCUGAAAUUAAACACUUCCAGCCAGAGAUCCAGUGGUACAGAAAUGGGGCACCUGUUUUUCCAUCAAAAUGGGUGCAAACACAUUGGAGUGGAGAACGGGCAACACUGACAUUUUCUCAUCUCAACAAAGAAGAUGAAGGCCUCUAUACAAUUCGUGUGAGAAUGGGAGAAUAUUAUGAACAAUACAGCGCUUAUGUCUUUGUUCGAGAUGCUGAUGCAGAGAUUGAAGGUGCUCCAGCUUCUCCCUUGGAUGUGAUGUGCUUAGAUGCCAACAAGGAUUAUAUCAUCAUCUCUUGGAAACAGCCAGCUGUAGACGGAGGAAGUCCUAUUCUGGGAUACUUUAUUGAUAAAUGUGAGGUGGGCACAGAUACCUGGUCUCAGUGCAAUGACACACCUGUGAAGUUUGCCCGUUUUCCAGUCACUGGUUUGAUAGAAGGGCGUUCCUAUACAUUCCGAGUUCGAGCUGUGAAUAAAAAUGGAAUCGGUCUACCAUCCCGAGUGUCUGAGGCUGUAGCUGCUCUGGAUCCAGCUGAAAAAGCUAGACUCAAAAGUCGCCCUUCAGCACCCUGGACUGGACAGAUCAUUGUGACUGAAGAGGAACCUACAGAAGGUAUUAUUCCUGGGCCCCCCACAGACCUCUCUGUUACUGAGGCCACCCGGAGCUACGUGGUGCUAAGCUGGAAGCCCCCUGGCCAGCGUGGCCAUGAGGGCAUUAUGUACUUCGUGGAAAAGUGUGAGGCUGAGACACAAAACUGGCAGCGGGUGAACACAGAGCUCCCCGUGAAGUCCCCCCGCUUUGCUCUGUUCGACUUAGCUGAAGGAAAGUCCUACUCUUUCCGUGUCCGCUGUGCUAAUUCAGCUGGAGUUGGGGAGCCCUCGGAGGCGACGGAGGUGACAGUGGUAGGGGACAAGCUUGAUAUCCCCAAGCCCCCCGGAAAAAUCAUACCAAGCAGAAACACAGAAACCUCAAUCGUGGUUACUUGGGAGGAAUCCAAAGAUGCGAAAGAGCUGGUGGGGUACUACAUAGAGUCCAGUGUUGUUGGCUCCGGCACGUGGGAGCCCUGCAACAACAACCCCGUGAAAGGCCCACGAUUUACUUGUCAUGGAUUGGUGACUGGUCAGAGUUACAUUUUCCGAGUCAGAGCAGUUAAUGCAGCUGGACUUAGUGACUAUUCACAGGACUCAGAAGCUAUUGAAGUUAAAGCUGCUAUUGUUGUAGGGGGAGGAGUGUCUCAAGAUGUGCGGCCUGAAUUGAGUGACACAGCUGGUGGACUAACAGACUUCCCGGGAGGCAUGCAUGAAGCCUCCCGGCCAACCUCUAGGAAAGAUGCUUGGCUUGGUAGCAAACCUAACAAAACUGCGCUGCCCAGUAGCUCUCACAAACUGGGCAAAACAGAAGUGAGUAAAGUAAGUGAAACAGUUCAGGAAGUGCUUACCCCUCCACCAGAGGAAGCAGCUCCCAAGGGGAAAACGACACCAUCUCCACCCUGUGAUAUCACUUGUCUUGAAAGUUUUCAUGACUCGAUGGUUCUUGGAUGGAAGCAACCAGAUAAGACUGGAGGGGCAGAAAUUUCUGGCUAUUACGUGAACUAUCGCGAAGUAAUUGACGGGAUACCAGGAAAAUGGAGAGAAGCCAACAUUAAGGCCGUCAGUGAUCAGGCAUACAAGAUUAGCAACUUGAAGGAAAACAUGGUGUAUCAGUUCCAAGUGGCAGCCAUGAACAUCACUGGAUUAGGAGAAUUCUCAGCAGCAAGCACACCCUUCAAAUGUGAAGAGUGGACCAUUGCUGUUCCAGGACCUCCACACGAUCUCAAGUAUAGUGAAGUCAGGAAAACCUCCCUGGUUCUCCACUGGAAACCUCCAGUCUACUCUGGACGGACCCCAGUGACUGGUUACUUUGUAGACUUGAAGGAGGCCAAUGCCAAAGAUGACCAGUGGCGAGGACUCAACAAAGCAGCUAUUAAAAACAAGUACCUGAAGGUGCAAGGCCUCAAGGAGGGUGUCAGCUACGUCUUCCGUGUCCGAGCCAUAAACCAGGCAGGUGUCGGGAAGCCGUCUGACCUUGCUGGUCCUGUGGUGGCAGAAACCCGUCCAGGAACCAAAGAGGUUGUUGUGAAUGUGGAUGAUGACGGAGUCAUUUCUUUGAACUUUGAAUGUGAUCAGAUGUCUCCAAAAUCUGAAUUCAUCUGGUCCAAGGAUUACAUAUCCACUGAGGACUCUCCACGGUUAGAAGUUGAAAGCAAAGGCAACAAGACAAAAAUGACCUUUAAAGACCUUGGGAUGGACGACUUGGGAGUUUACUCCUGUGAUGUAACAGACACUGAUGGAAUAGCUUCAAGCUACUUAAUAGACGAGGAAGAGUUGAAACGUUUACUUGCUCUCAGCCAGGAACACAAAUUCCCAACUGUCCCCAUUAAAUCAGAGUUGGCAGUUGAAAUUUUGGAGAAGGGGCAGGUCCGGUUUUGGAUGCAGGCUGAGAAGUUGUCUGGCAACGCCAAAGUCAGCUACAUAUUUAACGACAAAGAAAUUUUUGAGGGGCCGAAAUAUAAGAUGCAUAUUGACCGAAACACUGGUAUAAUUGAAAUGUUCAUGGAGAAGCUACAGGACGAAGAUGAAGGUACAUAUACUUUCCAGCUGCAGGAUGGAAAAGCAACUGGCCAUUCUACUCUUGUUCUCAUUGACGAUGCUUAUAAAAAACUCCAGAAAGAAGCUGAAUUCCAGCGGCAAGAAUGGAUCAGGAAACAAGGUCCGCAUUUUGCUGAGUAUUUGAGCUGGGAAGUGACAAGUGACUGUAACGUACUAUUGAAAUGCAAGGUGGCAAAUAUUAAGAAGGAAACUAAUAUUGUGUGGUACAAAGAUGAGAGAGAGAUAUCAGUGGAUGAAAAACAUGAUUUUAAGGAUGGUAUAUGCACCCUACUUAUAACAGAGUUUUCAAAGAAAGAUGCUGGGAUUUAUGAGGUGAUCCUGAAAGAUGACCGAGGGAAAGACAAGAGCAGACUGAAGCUUGUGGAUGAAGCCUUUAAAGAGCUGAUGACUGAAGUAUGCAAAACAAUCGCUUUGUCUGCUACGGACCUGAAGAUCCAGAGCACCGCCGAGGGGAUCCGGCUGUAUUCCUUCGUUCCUUACUACCUGGAUGAUUUGAAAGUCAGCUGGUCCCAGAAAUAGGAAGCCUCUGACACCCUUGGCUUCUCAGGGCCUGACGCUGAAGAGCACGAGACCGAAGCACCCUGUCUGUCCGCUUAGCAUGACGGUAGCACUUUCCCUUAACGCACACAUUGUGAGGCCAGGGAUGGCUACAGUACAUCUUUCUUGGUAACCUGAGAAGUGUUGUAAUUCACAGCCAUCUUUGUACUCUAACCUCCACCUCCAGACAGGGUCGUGCUUGGGUCAUCUCUGCUUUGCCAGGCAUCCAGAGCCAGAUCUCUAUCCCUCUCUUGCUACAUACAGCCAGGGCCGAAUUAUGCAAUAAGCAAGGUACGCAUGGGCUUACUUGUGCUUACUUACUAAUCUGUAGUGCAAGAUUUCACCUGGGUUUCACCAAACAUGGUGUGGUCUGGAACAAGACUGAAGCAGUGUGCACCAAGAGGCACCAAAUUUCCCUUUAUAUGAAUUAAUCUAGAGGAGUGUCCAAGUUAUUUUUACAGCAAGUGGCUCUGUUGGGCAUUACCAUGUUUCCUAUUCACCCUCAGAAGACUUUGGAGACUCCAAGAUGUCUUUGGGGAUAUGCAUUUGGACAGGAUUGUACCUGAAGAUCUGCUCUAAUCCCAAAACUAUCUUUGUGGAGUUAUGGAGGAAUUCUAUUCUAGUUUACCCCAGAGAUUCCAAGAGCCUAAAUAGGUCUCCAAGUCAAGCCAGCCCUUUCAUUUCAACUCUUAACAAUGUCCUUAACCUCCGUGCUUUCUUGCAAUUUUCUGAGCUGAAAGAUAACAGAAGCCUGGCAUAGAUAAUGUGAUGGGGGCACAGCCACAUCAGUCCAAUCUUAGGAUACAGUGGACACUCAUUCUAAACUGCAAACUGUUCUUCAAAGCCCCGCUGAGAAGUAGGGGCAUUCUGGUAUCCCCAGGAGGAAGCAGAUAAUGUUUAUUACAUCUAGCAUUUAGUGGCACUUACAGUAUGCCAGGCACUGCUGUAAACCCUUAGAUGUAUGAAAUUAUUUAAUAUUCACAACAACUCUGUGACAUAGGUACGACCUCACUUUAGUGAUAAGCUCAUGCUCGGGGAGGUGACUUGCCCAAGGUCACACAGCUAGGUGGGGGACCCAGGGCUGAACCCAGCCAGCCCAGCUCCAGAGCCCAGACUCACAGGGCCCUAGCCCCUGUGUUCAAGUUGUACUAAAAGUCUAGGUUGUACUAGAAUUGGGUCCCACAAAGCAAUAAUGUGUAUUUUCUUUAAAACUACUUUUUUGUUAUGUACAACAGUGUGAUUUAUUAUUAUUCAUUUCUUAAGUUCUGAAAAAUGAGAAGAAGUAAAAUUCCAGGGUAGAAUGCUUGGGGUUUCUUUCCUUUGUUCUAUUUCCUUCAGAGGACAUUUUAGGAAAGUAAUUAUAAGUUAAAAUCGAUCAAAUUCUAGGAAAUUCCUCUGUGACAUCUAGGACAUUCUAAUAUAUCAGCCUGAAAAAUAAGAGAGAUAAAUUAGUUGACUCAUCAGUCAAAAAGCUUUAUAUCAUCUCUAAAAAAAUUACUUGUUCAAAAAAUUAGAACAUUGAAAAUAUGCUUUGAGGAAAUGGAUAUUACAGUAGCAAGGCAUAAAUGUCUUAAGUUAUUUGGUCUAGUUAGCUAAACGCAUUAUUUUUGUAUUUUUUGUCUCUGGAAGAUUCAGGAACUAAAGGAUUGUCUUCAAGUACGUAUGUGGUAUAAUGGGAGAAAUCUUGAAAUGGGUUUUAGUCUUGACUUUGCUCCUAAAUUCCCAUGUGAUCUUAGGCAAGUCACUUAAUUUUCUGAACUUCACUUUUCUCUCAUAUAUAAUAGGAGUGGUAAUACCUACUGUAUCCCAAAAGAUUAAUAGAUUCAGUGAGAUAAUCAAAAUGGUAAACCAUGAAGUACUCUACAAAUGUAUGAUACUAUUUUGCGUAUUAGCCAGAGUGUUAAGAAUUUAAACAGAUUUGUUAUAGCAAAGCAAAAAAGGGGAAGACCCUCAACGAGAUGGAUUGACACAGUGGCUGCAACAAUGGGCUCCAGCAUAACAACAAUUGUGAGGAUGGCGCAGGACCGGGCAACAUUUCAUUCUGUUGUCCAUAGAGUUGCUAACAACAACAAUUACAGCAAAGCAGAGGACUAUCUGUCCUUCUGUCUAACACUCUAAGACAUAUAUGUUGCUCAGGCUAAAGUCUGCAGGGUACAGAUGAGUUCCUUUACCCUACAUUUUAUAACAUUUUAAUUUUUAAUAUCUUUUAAAGAAUGUGAUGUUACAAGAAAAAUGCUAAAGACAUAUUUGAAAGCUAAAAGGUUUUUUUGGUGGAGAAUUUUAUUUUCCUAUUUUUUUAAUGUUCAUUUUGCUUAUUGCAACUACAAACAUAAGACAUGUUUGUUUUAGAAAAUAUGUUUAUAAUCUUAUAUUGCAAAAUAGAAGGAAUUUAUAAUAUAAUAUUAUCCCUGUUAGUUUGUCUUAUGGUGGUUGCUUGUGUGUUGCUGUGAUGCUGGAAACUAUGCCACCGAUAUUUCAAGUACCAGCAGGGUUACCGAUGGUGGACAAGUUUCAGCA
Molecule: messenger RNA, 7083 nt
Organism: Trichechus manatus latirostris (Florida manatee)
Lineage: Eukaryota; Metazoa; Chordata; Mammalia; Sirenia; Trichechidae
Gene: MYOM1
Product: myomesin 1
Exons: 34
Coding region: 118-4548 (1476 amino acids)
Molecular function (GO): kinase binding
Source: RefSeq, a predicted model, not a curated record